AUGGGAGAGGAAACAAAUGUUAUGGAGCAACUUGCUAUUAUGAUGGCAAAGAUCGAAAACAUGGGGAGUGAGUUGAAGAGUGAUUUGAGAUCCCUAACAGAAAGAGUGAAUGCUUUGGAAUCACAGCCUUCAUCUCCUAAAGCUCAAGAUAUUAAGAAAAAGGGGGUUCUUCAAGAUCAUUCAUCGGCUAUCAAAUUUUCAACAGAAGAGCUAUCCGAAGUUGAGAACUUUAGUAGGAGCAAGGGAGGAAAAGCACAACUUGGUGAGAUAAUGGAGAUUGCAAAGAGCAUUCAAGCAACGUUGAAGGAGCUAGAGAGGAAGAAAAAAGAAGAAGCCAUGUUAGCUAUGGAAACUUUCGCUGCUGUGCAUAAGGAAGCACCCGUGCAAACCAACCCAACAGUAGAGAAAGUUCAUGAGAAGAAUAUGGAGGAACCUCGAAAGGAUCAUGUGACGAUCACUCUGAAAUCAGACAUGUCGUUGAAGAUAGUUUACCACGAAGUACAGUUACGUAAUAGUUUGACCACAAGUGAAGAGACUCUGUGCUUAGCGAGUGUGAUUUGUAAGUAUGGUGAAGAUGGAUGCUCUGCUGUGACAACAAGACAGAACUGCCAGUUCCUUGGUGUUGUCUUGUGUGAUGUGCCUGAGAUGUUGAAAGUCUUGCAGAGAUUUAAGCUCAUACUGCUGGAUGAAAAAAUAACAUCCUGGUGGUUCACACUUCGCAUGUAUUUCACAUCUUCUUUGAUCAAGCAUUUGGAUCAUAAGAACGUGAUGAAGCAACAAGGGGUUCAAGUUAACAUGGUUAAUGUAGCUACAUGCCUUGCGCUGCAUGCUAAGCAGCAAGCUUCAGGAGCGAUGACUGCUGUAAUUGCCGACUUGAUUAAGCACUUGCGGAAAUGCCUGCAGAAUGCGGCUGAGUCAGAUCUGUCUGCUGAUGUAUCUAAGCAGAACUCUGACUUGCAGCAAGCUUUAGAUAAGUGCAUCUCUGAGCUCUCAAAUAAGGUUGGGGAUGUAGGGCCCAUUCUUGAUAUGGUAGCGGUGGUUCUUGAGAUGAUAUCAACUAAUGUACUCGUUGCUAGGACCACAGCAUCAGCCAUUCUCUUUGCUGCACAUAUAGUAUCCGUGGUCCCAAAUGUUUCUUACCACAAGAAAGUAUUUCCUGAUGCCUUGUUUCACCAACUUCUUCUUGCAAUGUCCCACACAGAUUAUGAAACUAGAGUUGAUGCACACAAUAUAUUCUCCGUCCUGCUUCUUCGAACUCUUCUUUUGCCUUGGUCAGACCAAUAUAAGGAAACCUCAAAUGCUGUGAGGAGCCAGAGUAUCAGUUUACAGGAGGAAGAGAGAGAUAAAGUUGAGGAAAUCUUAGACAAUGAUCUGCGUAAAGAUGUAAACCACAUUUCUCAUCCAAGUGGUCUUAGUUGUCAGUCCUUGGAUAGCCUAAAGGAUGGUGCUAUAAAGUCGUUAUGUUCACUUCGACUGAGUAGUCACCAAGUAAAUAUGCUACUUACAUCACUAUGGAUCCAAGCAACUUCUACGGAGAACACCCCUGCAAAUUUUGAGGCAAUGACUAUCACUUUUAAUACAACUCUUUUGUUUUCGCUAGCAAAGAAAUCAAAUCACAUGGCUCUGGUGCAGUGUUUUCAGCUUGCGUUCUCUCUUCGGAAUCUCUCAUUGAAUCAAGAUGGAGGUUGGCAGCUCUCUCGUAGAAGAUCAAUCUUCACGUUUGCAUCGUAUUUACUCAUUUUCAGUGCCAAGAUUUCUAAUAUACCGGAGCUAAUUCCAGUUGUCAAAGAGUCUUUAACUAUCCAAAUGGUUUAGCUUUUUGCUAAAAUAUUACAUCUGUUGGAUGGUCAGCUGUCAUCUAAUCUGUAUGUACUGAAUAGGUUGAUCCUUAUCUUGUACUGGAAGGAGAUAUCAGACUGCGUGCUGGUUGUU
Messenger RNA from Raphanus sativus (radish), 1932 nucleotides. RefSeq names its product protein SEMI-ROLLED LEAF 2-like. Gene Ontology annotation, molecular function: oxidoreductase activity. Bases 1 to 1815 code for a protein of 604 amino acids. The transcript has 8 exons. The record is from RefSeq and is a predicted model, not a curated record. Lineage: Eukaryota; Viridiplantae; Streptophyta; Magnoliopsida; Brassicales; Brassicaceae.